GCCAGCGCGGGAGAGAUGGCGACCAUCGCCGUCCCGACGCCCCUGCCAUCCCCGGCCGCCGACGCGGAGAGCCUCAGGAAUGCCGUGCAAGGCUGGGGCACGGACGAGAAGGCCCUGGUGGAGAUCCUCGGCCGGCGCACCGCCGCGCAGCGCGCCGAGAUCCGCCGCGCCUACGCCAGCCUCUACAAGGAGUCCCUCCUCACCCGCCUCCACGGCGAGCUCUCCGGCCACUUCCAGAAAGCGAUGGUGCUGCUGGCGACGGAGCCGGCGGAGAGGGACGCGAAGCUGGCGAGGGAGGCCCUGGGCAGGCGGGGCGACGACAGGGACGCGUGGGUGCUCAUCGAGGCCGCCUGCGCCGCCACGCCGGACCACCUCCUCGCCGUCCGCCGCGCGUACCGGUCCCUCCAUGGAUCCUCCCUGGAGGAGGACGUCGCCGCCUGCCCUGCGUUCCAAGAACCGCUCAGGAAGCUGCUGGUGAGCCUGGUGAGGUCGUACCGGUGCGCGGAGGGGAGCGUGGACAUGGCCGUGGCGAAGCAGGAGGCCGCGCAGCUGGCGGAGGCCAUCCGGAGGAAGAAGCAGCCGCACGGCGGCGAGGUCGUCCGGAUCGUGAGCACCAGGAGCAAGCCGCAGCUCGCCGCCACGUUCCGGUGCUACAAGGAACAACAUGGCAGCGACAUCGAAGAGGACAUGAAGCAGUACAGCAGCAGCCAGUUUGCGAGGAUGCUCAAGAUUGCUGUCUGGUGCCUCACAUCUCCUGAAAAGCACUUCGCAGAGGUUAUCAGGUACUCCAUCUUAGGACUUGGAACAGACGAGGACGCGCUCACCAGGGCGAUCGUGUCCAGGGCCGACAUCGACAUGAAAAAGAUCAAGCAAGAGUACAGGGUAAGAUUCAAGACGACGGUGACGGACGAUGUCGUCGGUGAUACCUCGGGGUAUUACAUGGAUAUCUUGCUGGCCUUGGUAGGGAAGGAGUGAAGAUUGAAAUAUUUUUUUCAUUUCUACUGCGAGACAAGAUAUUGGUGCUUGCAUCAAAUAAACGUCUAAUAGACAGCUGAUCAUGUUGUUUGUUUGGGAA
Messenger RNA from Triticum dicoccoides, 1075 nucleotides. Its product is annotated as annexin D3-like. The record is from RefSeq and is a predicted model, not a curated record. Gene Ontology annotation, molecular function: phosphatidylserine binding; calcium-dependent phospholipid binding; calcium ion binding. The transcript has 7 exons. Lineage: Eukaryota; Viridiplantae; Streptophyta; Magnoliopsida; Poales; Poaceae. Gene Ontology annotation, biological process: response to heat; response to water deprivation; response to cold. Gene Ontology annotation, cellular component: cytoplasm; plasma membrane. Bases 16 to 975 code for a protein of 319 amino acids.